Molecule: messenger RNA, 1888 nt
Organism: Varanus komodoensis (Komodo dragon)
Lineage: Eukaryota; Metazoa; Chordata; Lepidosauria; Squamata; Varanidae
Gene: ESS2
Product: ess-2 splicing factor homolog
Exons: 10
Coding region: 16-1473 (485 amino acids)
Cellular component (GO): catalytic step 2 spliceosome
Source: RefSeq, a predicted model, not a curated record
CUCUGUCUAGCGGGGAUGGAGCAGGCCGGGCCCGCGGUGGGCUCCGCCGCCUCGGCCAGGGCGCUGGUGCCCGUCCAGGCCACCGCCGUGGCGGUGGUGGAGGAGGCCGCCCGGGAGGCCCCCAAGAGCCGCAAGAGGAUCCUGGACGAGGACAGCUACAUCCAGAGCUUGGAGAAAAUAAUCCAAAGGGAUUUUUUCCCUGACGUUGAGAAGUUGCGUGCUCAGAAGGACUAUCUGGAGGCUGAAGAGAGCGGUGACUUGGAGAAAAUGAGGCAAAUAGCUAUCAAAUUUGGCUCUUCCUUGGGCAAAUCUUCCAAAGACACCCCUGCACCAUAUGUUACUCCAGCAACUUUUGAAACGCCCGAGGUCCAUCCUGGAGACCCCUCUGUGAUGAAUAAGUCCAAGCUUACAGUGAAAGCCCGAGAAGAAGGAGAAACGGAGGAAGAUGAGAGCAAAGAUGCUUUGCCCAGCCUGGACAACUUCUUGGCAAAACACACUAGUGAGGAUAAUGCUUCGUUUGAGCAGAUCAUGGAAGUCGCUGAAGAGAAGGAGAAAGCAAGGCAUUCGUGGCUGUACGAAGCUGAGGAGGCAUAUUCCCAGAGACAUCGGGAGCAGCUGGCACUUCCGUCAGCGGAAGAGCAGCAGGCGUUGACCAGUGGCAAAGCUGGGGUGGAGACAUGGGAGUACAAGGCCAGGAAUUCCCUGAUGUACUACCCGCCAGGUGUUCCUGAGGAGGAGGAGGAUGUCUUUAAAAAGCCACGGGAAGUUGUCCACAGAAACACGCGCUUCCUGAAGGACCCGUUCAGCCAAGCCGUGAGCAAGUCCCAGCUCCAGCAGGCAGCAGCCCUCAAUGCUCAGUACAAGCAGGGGAAAGUAGGCCCUGAUGGGAAGGAGCUGAUCCCCCAGGAGUCUCCGAAGGUGAAUGGAUAUGGAUUUGUGGCCACCCCUUCCCCUGCUCCUGGUGUGAAUGACUCUCCUCUCAUGACAUGGGGCGAGAUAGAGAGCACCCCUUUGCGGUUAGAAGGCUCAGACACGCCGUACGUGGACAGGACUCCUGGACCCGCCUUCAAGAUCCUGGAGCCCGGGCGGAGGGAGCGGCUAGGGCUCAAGAUGGCCAACGAGGCGGCUGCCAAAAACCGAGCGAAGAAGCAGGAAGCUUUAAGAAGAGUCACAGAGAACCUUGCCAGCCUUACCCCCAAAGGAUUAAGCCCAGCGAUGACUCCCGCCAUGCAGCGCUUAGUAAACAGGACUGCCAGCAAAUUCACUGACAAAGCUCUCCGAGCCAGUUACACCCCAUCCCCCGCGCACCUGGGAACACCUGGCUACAAGACUCCGGCUGGCGGGUCCCAGACGCCCACAGGCACCCCGGCGCCCAGCACGCUCUCCCACACACCGGUGACGCAGGACCCCGCGUCCAUCACAGACAAUCUGCUGCAGUUGCCCAAAAGACGCAAAGCCUCUGACUUCUUCUGAGCGGCAUGCGCUUCUCUCUUCUCCCACAGGGCCCUGCGUAGCUGAAUAUGCAGGCAGUGCUGUAUUGGCAAGGAGCAGCGAGAAGGGCUGGCUGGAUUUCAGAGUGCUUUCUGCCGUGCAGUCUUGCCUUAUGCCAGCACUUCACACGCAGCGGGGUGAAUGGGAAUGGGCUCCGCUUUUGCUGAGCAAGAAACCUCUCGCUGUUUUUCUCUGUACCAGACACACCUGGUACACAAAGAAGGGAUAGCCAGGCCAGCAAAUACAGCACAGACCUUCUGAAAUCCUUUUGGAUCGAUGGUUUUUACAAAGUGGGGACAGCCCUGGUUGUGUUCGGGGGGCGUCUGAUUUAAUCUGUACAUGUUUUUAUUUAUUCACUACAACACAUCUUUGAAUAAAGGGCUGGCACAAGUUUGAA